CGAUCUCGCGGAACUCAGCAAUUCAAAAGCAAUCUUCAUCUUGCUGACGGCUCGACUGGCAAGCGCAGUCACUGAUUGACGCAACACUGUGAUAAAAGUAUUCUUACCAAACAGCAUUCAGAGUAGCUCAUCGACCAUCAUUCGGAGAAGCCCCACGGGAAUCAUCAAGACAGCGAUUGGAGAGCGAAAUCAUGCCUAGUCUCACGUUCUGGGCGGCUUGCGCAGCAGCACUCGACCUGACUGCGGGAACUCCUCUCAAGAGACAUCAAUUCAAAAAUCAAGAUACAACAGGAUGCGGCAUGACCCAUAACGAAGGGUUCAACAAUGGAACGGCAGACCAUAGCAUCAAGUCCGGCGGCUACACCAGAACUUACGCAGUGAAUGUACCUGACGGUUACAACAACAAUACCGAGAAGAAGUGGCCGCUGAUCAUCGAUUAUCAUGGCAAUGGUGGGACGCCCUAUCAGCAGUACGACAACUCGCAGUACUACAAAUACCCUGCAGGUCAAGAGUAUUUGGUGGUCUAUCCCCAAGGCUAUAAUGGAUCCUGGCAGGGUCCUUCGUACGCGGUCAAAGGUGUCGACGAUCUACAGUUCACAACAGACCUCCUCGCCAAGAUGCGAACAAAGUACUGCAUCGACGACAACCGCGUCUACGCCUCGGGAAAGUCUAAUGGUGGCGGUUUUGUAGACACUCUUGCGUGUUCCGACAACGGAGAUGAAUUCGCCGCAUUCGCGAUGGCAUCUGCGGCGCUCUACACAGACACCAGCGAAGGCAGCUGUACGAAGAAGCGAGCAAUUCUAGAGAGCCAUGGCGACGAAGACUCCACGAUUCAUUACCAUCCAACCAAAGACGGCUCAGGCGGUCCAUUACCCGAUAUCUCCAAAUGGGUGUCGUGGUGGGGACAACGAACUUGCGGAUCCGGCACUGCGCCAGUCAACUCUGGAGACUUGGGAGGCUAUAAUACGACGUGCUACUCCUGCGGCGACUAUUCUGAUGUCAUCUCCCACUACCAGAUCUUCGAAUUGGGACAUUGCUGGCCAAGUUCCACGAGCAGUAAUUGGGAUGCGAGUGAUCAUUACAACCAGACAACGAGGAAGUGCUUGGACAAAGCCCUGGACUACACUCCAGUUGUGCUAGAUUUCUUUGGAAAGUGGAAUUUGGAUAAUGCACCAUAGACGCUGGGUCGACAGCAACAUUGACACCGUACUUCACAAAGAAAGAAAGAAAGAAAGAAAAAAUGCUAAGCAAG
Pseudocercospora fijiensis CIRAD86 is the source of this 1252-nucleotide messenger RNA. RefSeq names its product carbohydrate esterase family 1 protein. Lineage: Eukaryota; Fungi; Ascomycota; Dothideomycetes; Mycosphaerellales; Mycosphaerellaceae. Gene Ontology annotation, molecular function: feruloyl esterase activity. Bases 192 to 1178 code for a protein of 328 amino acids. The transcript has 2 exons. The record is from RefSeq and is a predicted model, not a curated record.